Plasmodium inui San Antonio 1 is the source of this 738-nucleotide messenger RNA. RefSeq names its product uridine phosphorylase. Gene Ontology annotation, molecular function: uridine phosphorylase activity. Bases 1 to 738 code for a protein of 245 amino acids. Gene Ontology annotation, cellular component: cytosol. Lineage: Eukaryota; Apicomplexa; Aconoidasida; Haemosporida; Plasmodiidae. The transcript has a single exon. Gene Ontology annotation, biological process: uridine catabolic process. The record is from RefSeq and is a predicted model, not a curated record.
AUGGCAGACGAGAUGCAGAGGCACAUCAAGCUCACCAAAGCACAAACCACCCCAGUGGUGCUGGUCGUAGGGGACCCAGGUCGAGUGGAUAAGGUGAAGAUGUUAUGUGACUCGUACGUCGAUUUGGCAUAUAAUAGAGAAUACAAGAGUGUUGAAUGCACCUACAAAGGGCAGAAGUUCCUUUGUGUGAGCCACGGAGUGGGAUCAGCAGGAUGUGCAAUCUGCUUUGAAGAGUUGAUGAAUAACGGAGCCAAGGUAAUCAUUCGUGCUGGCUCUUGUGGAUCCCUCCAACCAAAUGAAAUCAAGAGAGGAGACAUCUGUAUAUGUAAUGCAGCAGUAAGGGAAGACCGAGUGUCUCACCUUAUGAUUUAUUCAGACUUCCCAGCUGUCGGCGAUUUCGAGGUUUACGACACAUUAAACAAAGUUGCACAAGAGUUAAAAGUGCCCGUUUUCACUGGAAUUAGUUUAUCAUCCGAUAUGUACUACCCACACAACAUCAUCCCGACGAGGCUGGAGGAUUACUCAAAGGCGAAUGUCGCUGUCGUCGAGAUGGAAGUAGCGACGUUGAUGGUGAUGGGUACUCUACGAAAGGUAAAAACAGGUGGCAUUUUCAUCGUCGAUGGGUGCCCAUUGAAGUGGGAUGAAGGUGACUUCGACAACAACCUCGUUCCGGAGAGAUUGGAAAAUAUGAUAAAAAUAUCUUUGGAGACCUGUGCCCGCAUGGCGAAGAAGUAUUAG